Molecule: messenger RNA, 2093 nt
Organism: Nerophis lumbriciformis (worm pipefish)
Lineage: Eukaryota; Metazoa; Chordata; Actinopteri; Syngnathiformes; Syngnathidae
Gene: rbm39b
Product: RNA binding motif protein 39b
Biological process (GO): mRNA processing
Cellular component (GO): nucleus
Molecular function (GO): RNA binding
Source: RefSeq, a predicted model, not a curated record
UCUGUUAAAGACGAAGAGGAAGUGACGAAGAAGAAGGAGGAAGCGAAUGCUGCAAACAAACGAGGCCACGGCCCGCGUUUCCUCCUUCACAGACGAAACAAAAAAAACUUACAUAAGCAAAGAAAGUGUUAUUUCAUUAAGUUUUCGUGGAAUCCACCCAUCGAGAGGCACGGAGAAGAGUACUUUCGUCUUAUUUUCAUCAAUUCCAAACGGAUCAUCAUGGCUGAUGAUUUUGACGUUGAGGCUAUGCUGGAAGCUCCAUACAGAAAGGAUGAGAUCAAGUCUUCUCAUGCUAACGGACAUGACAGCCAGAACAGGAAGAAGAGGCGGAGCAAAAGCCGAAGUCCAGGCUCCAAGAAGAGAAGGAGCAGGAGCCGAAGCAAAGAUAGAAAAAAAGCCAAGAAGAGGAGUCGGAGUCGUGAAAGAAAGCGCAGUCGCAGCAGGGAGCGCCAUCGCAGCCGCUCACGAAGCAGGGAACGCCCUGGGCGGUACAAAGCUCGCAAGAGUCCAAUACGCAAGCGUUCCAAAAGUCGCAGUCCUCCCGUCAAAAAAGAGAAAAGUCCCGUCAGGCAACCAAUUGACAAUCUAACACCAGAGGAGCGAGAUGCCCGCACUGUUUUCUGCAUGCAACUGGCUGCAAGAAUCCGAGCUCGAGACCUCGAAGAUUUCUUCUCAGCUGUUGGAAAAGUAAGAGAUGUGAGAAUGAUAUCAGACAGAAACUCCAGAAGAUCAAAAGGGAUCGCCUACAUUGAGUUCGUAGAGUCGUCUUCUGUCCCACUUGCUAUCGGAUUGACUGGCCAACGGCUUUUAGGAGUGCCCAUCAUUGUGCAGGCUUCUCAGGCAGAGAAGAAUCGAGCUGCUGCUGCUGCGAAUAAUCUCCAAAAAGGCAGUUUAGGUCCAAUGCGGUUGUAUGUGGGCUCCUUGCACUUCAACAUUACGGAAGAAAUGCUUCGUGGGAUCUUUGAGCCUUUUGGAAAGAUCGAAGGCAUUCAGCUUAUGAUGGACAGUGAAACGGGACGUUCUAAAGGAUAUGGCUUUAUAUCAUUUGCAGAUGCAGAGUGUGCAAAAAAGGCCUUGGAGCAGCUCAAUGGCUUUGAGCUGGCCGGCCGGCCAAUGAAGGUGGGCCAUGUCACUGAGCGCUCAGACGCAUCAACGGCAAGCUCAUUCCUGGACAAUGAUGAGCUAGAAAGGACUGGCAUUGACCUCGGCACCACAGGACGUCUACAGCUUAUGGCUCGACUUGCUGAAGGAACUGGUCUGAAGAUUCCCCCUGCUGCUCAGCAGGCUCUACAGAUGACCGGCUCCAUACCCUUCGGAAACGUAUCCACACCACCAGCUGUUCCAAGCCAUGCAUCAAGCCAAUCUAUGAACCUUCCAUCGCAGCCGCUGGCUACUCACUGCCUUCAAUUGUCUAAUCUCUUCAACCCACAAUCGGAAAAUGAUCCCAGUUGGGCCAAUGAGAUCCAAGAUGAUGUCAUCGACGAAUGUAACAAGCAUGGCGGAAUUGUUCACAUUUAUGUUGAUAAGAACUCUGCUCAGGGUAAUGUGUAUGUGAAGUGCCCCUCCAUACCAGCAGCAAUGGCCACUGUAAAUGCACUUCAUGGUCGCUGGUUUGCAGGGAAAAUGAUAACAGCUUCAUAUGUUCCCUUACCAACCUACCACAACCUUUUCCCUGACUCAGUAACAGCGAAGCAGCUGCUAAUGCCAACACGUCGAUAGUGUGAGACAUCUUAUCAGUCAGUGUACAUACAUUUCUUUGCAUUGAUUUCAAAUGUCAUUGGAAAGGCUUUGUUGAAGUUAGGUGGCUUUCACAUGUAAACCCUUCAAUAUUUGGCAGUUUGGAGUUUGCUUUAAACUUUGUGGCUUUGUGCUGUGAACCACUGAAAUCUGCAGGAUCUGAUUUUUAAGUAUUCCUGUCAUCUUGUUUAAAUCAAUACUUAGAUGGGAAACAAAUAGCAGGACUACUUAAGUCUACUGGAAUAUAGGGCCUCAAUUGCAAAAAGUAUGUCAAUGUCUACAAUGAUUAUUUGUACUUUAUACAGCCAUAAUUUCAUUUUUAGUAUGAAGGCUCCAAUAAACAUGUUUGAACCAUA